AUGAUGAUAGCCCCUCCCCAGCAUCCCCAGCAUCAGCAGCAGCAGCAGCAGCAGCAGCAGCAGCAGGAGACGCAGCAGCAGGUUGCAACCCGCAGCAGAAAGCGGCCAGAGAUAAGGGCUUUGCUGCAGCGCCUGCAGCAGCGCAGCGAGCAGCUGCAGCAGGAGAAGCAGCAGCAACAAAAACAGAAACAAAAACAGCAGCAGCAGCAGCAGCAGCAACAGCAGCAACAGCAGCAACAACCGCAACAACAGCAGCAGAAACAAAAGCAGCAACCGGUGCUGAUGCAGCUGCUGCAGCAGCAAAACAAACAGCAGCAGCAGCAGCAAGCUGGCAGCAGCAGCAGCAGCUGCAGCAGCAGCAGCAGCAGCAGCGGCAGCAGCAGCAGCAACAGCUGCUGCUGCUAUUGCGGGCAGCUGGGUGCAGCAGCAGAUAGUCGAGCCACCCAAAGGCAAACGGCAGCAGGCACACCUGCAGCAGCACUUGAGGACGAGGAAGACUUGGGCUGUCCCCUCCCCCUGGCUGUGCCGGAGGCUGAGGCGGAAGCAGCAGCAGCAGCUGCAGCAGCAGCAGCAGCAGCAGCAGCGGCAGCAGCAGCAGCAACAGCUGCUGCUGCUAUUGCGGGUGUUGACCCUGCAUCCGCUGCAGCAGCAGCUGCUGCUGCUGCGAGCCCACCAAUUACAGACUUGUGUCUUCCCUCUGCAGCAGCAGCAGCAGCAGCAGCAGGCUCAUCGACUGCAGCAGCAGCAGCAGCAGCAGCACCAGCAGCAGCAGCAGCAAGGCGGACUACAGUUCCUGUGCUGCUGAUUGCCCACGGUAGUUUUGGUGCUGAAGGAGUGUCAGGGUUUCUGGGGCCCCACAGCAGCAGCAGCAGCAGCAGCAGCAGCAGCAGGAGCAGCAGCAUUCGGUGCAGCAGCAGCAGCAACAGCAGCAAUGGUUUUGACUUGCUGCUGCCAGCAGGUGCUGCUGCUGCUCGUUUGUUUGUGCUGCUGUGUAGAUUGGGUGUAUACCCUAUAGGGUACGGAGACAAGCGUAAGCAGGAGCUGGAGAGUAGCAGCAGCAGCAGCAGCAUGAGCAGCAGCAGCAGCAGCAGCAGCAGCAGCAGUGAUUUCCCCCUUUCUUACCCUGAUACUGCAGCAGGAACGCAUGCAGCUAUCUGCUGCAGCUGGCAGCAGGAGCUGCUGCACCUGCGGCGGCCCCCCAACCGCCGCAGCAGCUUUGCUGUCUCCGCGGUGAGCUGCCCCUUCUUGCCCCUAUGGAGACAGCUGCAGCAUCAACCCUUUGCUGUCUCCGCGGUGAGCUGCCCCUUCUUGCCCCUAUGGAGACAGCUGCAGCAUCAACCCCAGCAACAGCAGCAGCAGCAGCAGCAGCAGCAGCAGCAGCAGCAGCAGCGGGAGCAGCAGCAGCAGCAGCAGCGGGAGAAAGAGGGGGAGAAGAGGCAGCAAGAAGAGAGAAAGCGUGAGGAAGCUUUGCUGCUGCAGCAGGCUGUCGUUGUGACGAUAGGGGCUAGCAGGAAGCUGCAGCAGCAGCAGCAGCAGCGGCAGCAGCAGCAGCAGCAGCAGCAGCAGCAGCGUGGUCGUUUGUAUGGCCCUUCUUGCUUUCUGCCUCCGCGUCUGCUGCCGCUGCUGCUGCCCCCGCAGCAACCAAACAAAAGAGAGACGCAGCAGCAGCAGCAGCAGCAGCAGCAGAAAACAGCAAACCUGCUGCUCUGUCCCCUUCCUCUACCCCCCAUUGAUCUGCUGCAGCAGCUGCCGCCGCUGCUGCUGCCUCCCCCUGCUGUGCGUAUGCUGCCGGUGCAGCUGCUGCGGCUCAGCCUCUUCCUGCAGCAGUUCCGCAAGCAGCAGCAGCAGCAGCAGCAGCAGCAGCCGCAGCAGCAGUUGCAAGCUCUGCUGCAUGCAGCACAGCGAGAGAGAAGCAUGGGGCCCGGCGACGAGCUGCCUCUUGUCUUUCUGUGGGGCUUGCAGCAGCUGCUGCUGCCUGCGCAUGCAGGCAGCAGCAGCAGCAGCAGCAGCAGCAGCAGCAGCAACAACAGCAGCAGCAGGAAGCAUAGAAAGAAGGCAGCAGCAGCAGCAGCAGCUGCUGCUGCUGCUGCUGCUGCAUACCUAGCAGCACGCCACGCGCUGCUGCCUGUACAGCUGGUGAUGCAGGAUAGGGGGGCCCCCAGGGUGAGGGCCCACCUCUUCUCUCUCACCCCAGCAGACCUCCGUCUCUUCUUUCAAGCGCAGCAGCAGCAGCAGCAGCAGCAGCAGCAACAGCAGCAGCAGCAGCAGCAGCAACAGCAGCAGCAGCAGUGGCGGCGGCGGCGACUGCUUAGCGUUGAAACUGGUGGAGCCUCUACACGGGCGUGUGUGCAGACGCCGUCUGCUGCUUCUGCAGCAGCAGCAGCAGCAGCAGCAGCAGCAGCAGCAGCAGCAGAAGCAGCAGCAGCAGCAGAAAGGGAGAGGUAA
This is a messenger RNA of Eimeria mitis, 2445 nucleotides long. RefSeq lists its product as uncharacterized. The record is from RefSeq and is a predicted model, not a curated record. Lineage: Eukaryota; Apicomplexa; Conoidasida; Eucoccidiorida; Eimeriidae. Bases 1 to 2445 code for a protein of 814 amino acids. The transcript has 7 exons. Gene Ontology annotation, molecular function: ice binding.